ACGCCUUCCUUCUCUGUGGACCUGGAGGGCGGGCAACGCUAAAAUAAAUUGACAGAGUGCGAGUGGGACGACGACAGACCUCACACAUCCAAGUCAAGCCACUCCAUUCGCCGUCGUUGUCGCCGUCUUUUUUUUUUAAAUACUUUCCGACGACGAUGACACGCAAACGAUCUGCCGUUGUCUUCGUUUCUGCGGGGCAAGCUCUCGGUGCAUCAGCUGCUGCGCUGUUCGCAGUGCGGGUAUCCUCCCCUGCGGUCGUUCUCCUUACGACCCUUUCGUUGUUGUACACGAAGCCGCUUUCUCCACCUUCCCCGUCGCCGAUCACCCCCGUCGUCGUCCAGUCACGCGUCCCAAGGUCAACCCUUAUCCUCGUCCUUCUUUCUCUCUCUGCCCUUUCUUUUCUUAUCGACGGGCUGGCCUACAUUGCUUAUGCUGUCUUCAACAAGGUGUGGAGUCUCGGGACUGGCAUCCCUCUUGCCUCUCUCCUCGGCCUGGUGGCCUAUGCUGGCCUGGCUGCCCUUGGAGCCUGGAAGGACAUCAACAACGUCCAAGUAUGGUUUCUCGCUCGUGUCAAACUCGCCAUUACCAUUGCUUUGGCGUUGGACAUCACGCAGGUCGUCCUUGCGUUGACUACCAAUACACGUGACAGAGCACAUUUCUGCAGUAGUCCUAAAUUGUCCAAGUGUAUCCCUGACAUCUUUCACCUCCUCACGCCAUGCCUUCGCGUUCUCUUCCUCUUCACGCUCCUACUCGCCCUCAAUUCACCCCGUGUCACCUAUAUUAAUGCGGAGAGACAGCCUGAAUUGGAGACGGCCGGGGAAGAGAACACUCCCCUCCAAGAGGACGGCCCAGCCGCAGAAAGUAGUAAAUACGGUACUUUCGCUGCUCGGGAUCAGUGCGAAUCUGGUCCUCCUCUCACGUCCUCAGAUGUCAAGGUGAGAUCCUGUUCAGUGAUACGGUUGCCACUUCAUGACGCUGCAACUCAGGAGAACUCCUCGAAGCGCGAAUCAUCCCUUGCUACUCUGUGCCGCUUGGGCUGUUUCAUCUGUCCAUCCAAUUCCAAGAGACGAGAAUUUGUUUUUGCCUUCACGACUUUUCUCCAUUUGAUCGUUCGAGUGUUGAAGCCCACCUUACCCCUUUCUUUGGGCGCAGCUGUCAAUGCAUUCAUCUCCCAGUCCGAUGUAACAUACCCCAUCCCCAUGCCUCUCGGCACCUCGCCUUAUCCGUACAUCUUCGUCUUCGUCAUUGCAUACUUCCUCACGUCGCAGGGCGGAAUUCCAGCACUGAUCCUUGCCGCCGAAUCUCGCAUUGGAGAACAUGCGGAUGCCACCCUUGAAUCUGCUUAUGCUGCCCACCUUUCAGGCCUCUUACUUGGCAAUUCUACCGGACUGAAGGUGAAAGGAAACCUCUAUCCAACGGGCGCAGUCUCUAAGCUCUUGGAAGCCGUCUCGGUUUGUGUGGCUGCUAUUCUUGAUAGUUUCAUAGGUGUUAUUGUGCUAGGUCUGUUGUUCGGCUGGGAGGUUGCGUUGGGCGUCUUCAUCGUCCUCGACGUUUACGUUUUUGUUACCCGCGUUCUUUCUCGUGCCCUCUCACUUUGCACGGUCCCCUAUUCCUCUUCUCGUGUGUAUCCGGCUUUCGCACUACUCACUCUCGUGCAGGCCCUCAUUGCUUGUGGGGGUUUGCUCCUUGGUAGUUUGUAUAUCGCAGAAGGAGUUGUUGACGGCGUCUGGACCAUCGGCGCUUGGGUUGCUUGGGUCUGGUAUUGGUUGGCUCUUGUAUUGCCAUUAUCAUCAAUCCCUUGCCCACAAGGAACAUUACUAGACGUCCGUUCUGUGCUCGAUACGCUGAGUCAACCUGCCGAGGUUAAAGACUGUGGGAACAUGUCACUUGAUGGUGAAGGUGGUGUUGGGGUUCGCUUCGAAAAUGUAUCGUUCACCUACCCCUACUCUCCCGAGCACGCUCAGCCCUAUGGUUCCUUACUUUCCUCCGUCUCCUUCACUGUACCUGCGUCAUCCACCGUGGCCCUUGUUGGUGCGCCUGGCAGUGGAAAAUCAACCAUCAUGAAGCUUCUCUACCGCCUGUACCUACCUGAUGUCAACGGUGGCUCUAUCUACAUCGACGGUAAAGACAUUCGGAAUAUCUCUUCCCUCAGUCUCCGCGAGAAGCUUGCAGUCGUGGCAAAGGUUGACGCCGAUGAACGGCAGGCGGCCAUCUCUCGCGCACUUGCUAAAGCUGCGCGGGUUAUACUCGUUGAAGGUGAUCUAGAUGUUGAGACGUUGGCCCUUGUGAAGGAUGGGAGGACGGUCCUUUGGGAGGUUGGUGCUGCGGAUCUAGGAAGGAUCCAGGGGAGUGUAGAUCAGAUCAUCGUCCUAAAGGAUGGCCAGAUCGUCGAGCAGGGUGCCUUCGAUGAGCUUCUUGCAGAAAAUGGGAUAUUCACGUCCAUGUGGGCCGAGUACAGUCAAUCAACGUCAGCUCCUGCUGGUCCGCCUCCCGUUGGAUAUGAUGCCGAAGCUGUCGAUACUGAAGACGUCGAUCGCGUCGUUGCGGAUUCCCCGCGACCAGUCUCUGCUUCCCUUCGCCCCGCUGACUCCAUCCGUGCCCCUUCUCUCCGAGCUCCAGCUGCUUCCAUCCACGCAGAGCCUACUGCACCUGUAGUUCCCCCUAAAGACAAUGUUCCGGUUUCAUUCCCUACCUCGGACCCUGAAGAGGAACCUGCCACUACGCCAGCACCUGUUGCGUUCCCCACUUCAGGUGAUUCGAGCUCCCAGGCACCAGAGCCAGUUGCCUUCCCCGUCUCGGAUGACGCUCGCUCUGUCGCGUCGCAACCGCGCCCUGCGGUUCCGGGACAUGUCCAAGGUGCCUCUGUCACAUUCGACACGACGACUACCCCGCCACGUUCUGGUACGCCCGACCCGUCUGGCACACCCAAUGACCCGACAGAUGGCAAGCGCAAGCGGAUAUCAUCGCAAAAUUUCCAGCGUCUCGCACGUCGCAUCUCCUUGAGUACCCCACGCAAGGGUGCUGGUAUACCUGGUAUCGCCAAUAUUGCGAAUGUACUUAAGAGAGACUCGAGCCUCAAGGGCGACAGUAAGGACAAGGCUGCCGACAAAGAUGAAGGAAAAAGCGGAGAGUCGAGUAGCAAGGACGCCGAUGUUGCAAGCGCGACCGGAAGCGGCAGUGGGUUGGCAAGUGGUGCGGAGAGUGCGCGCAAUUCUGGAGAGAUAAGCAGGCAAACCGAGAAGGACAAGGAACGAGAAGAGAAGAAGAGAAGGAGAAGAAGCUUCAUGCAAUUUGGAAGCAGCAGCGGUUCCACCUGAUCGGUGUGAGAUCGAGUUAAGUCUAACGAAUCAUUUCUUUUGAUCUGAUAUGAUCUCUUUUUUUUCUAUCUUUUUCUUUUGUUUUCUCACUUCGUCUUACUGCUUUGUUUUGUUAUACGUCGUCCAGGUCACAUCUCUACACUGCCAUACGGUCUGUUCACCUACUUACCCGUCACAUCAUUCUCGGAGUGGAAACCCAAAUUUUGUUUGAAGUACUUUACGACUCCUACGACAGUCAUGCCAAAUUGUUAUCACGAUUUAUUGUUCAUGAGGGAAGAAUGUGGUUGUGCUUUAUAUUGACGUGGCCGUAUCUGUCGAGAUAUUAAUGCUUGCAUCUCUCUGAGUAGAC
Pisolithus orientalis is the source of this 3666-nucleotide messenger RNA. RefSeq lists its product as uncharacterized. Gene Ontology annotation, molecular function: ATPase-coupled transmembrane transporter activity; ATP binding; ATP hydrolysis activity. Lineage: Eukaryota; Fungi; Basidiomycota; Agaricomycetes; Boletales; Pisolithaceae. Gene Ontology annotation, cellular component: membrane. The coding region runs from base 156 to 3317 and encodes 1053 amino acids. Gene Ontology annotation, biological process: transmembrane transport. The record is from RefSeq and is a predicted model, not a curated record. The transcript is spliced from 7 exons.